Camarhynchus parvulus is the source of this 1125-nucleotide messenger RNA. RefSeq names its product ATPase H+ transporting V0 subunit d2 (gene ATP6V0D2). NCBI's taxonomy places the organism in Eukaryota, Metazoa, Chordata, Aves, Passeriformes, Thraupidae. The record is from RefSeq and is a predicted model, not a curated record. Gene Ontology annotation, cellular component: early endosome; lysosomal membrane; proton-transporting V-type ATPase, V0 domain. Gene Ontology annotation, biological process: vacuolar transport; vacuolar acidification; proton transmembrane transport. Bases 70 to 1125 code for a protein of 351 amino acids. The transcript is spliced from 8 exons. Gene Ontology annotation, molecular function: proton-transporting ATPase activity, rotational mechanism.
AAAACAGUUGGUGGCAGAUAUUCAGUGCCAUCAAGUACCCAGAAGAGAGAUUAAAGAUCUUUUUUCUCCAUGCCAGGAUACUCAGAGUUUUACUUCAAUGUGGACCAUGGCUACUUGGAGGGUCUGGUCCGAGGGUUCAAAGGUGGGAUCUUGACAAGUGCGGACUAUGUCAAUUUAGCACAGUGUGAGACACUAGAAGAUCUGAAGUUACAUCUACAGACUACGGACUAUGGCAAUUUCUUGGCAAAUGAAACUGGCCCUCUUACUGUUUCCACCAUCGAUGAAAAACUGAAAACAAAACUACUCACAGAAUUUCAUUACUUUAGAAACCAUGCUUUUGAACCACUUGCCACUUUUCUGAAUUUUGUCACAUACAGCUAUAUGAUUGACAACGUAAUUCUUUUAAUAACUGGCACAUUACAUCAGCGACCCAUAGCUGAACUUGUUCCCAAGUGCCAUCCAUUGGGGAGCUUUGAGCAAAUGGAAGCAGUCAGCAUUGCCUCAAACCCCACUGAACUCUUCAAUGCAAUUUUGGUUGACACACCAUUAGCUGCAUUUUUUCAAGACUGCCUGUCUGAAAACGACCUGGAUGAAAUGAACAUUGAAAUAAUGCGCAACAAACUGUACAAGUCUUACCUCGAGGCAUUUUAUAAGUUUUGUGAAAAACAAGGUGGUACUACAGCAGAAAUAAUGAGACCUAUUCUUGAGUUUGAGGCAGACAGACGUGCUUUUAUCAUCACCAUUAAUUCAUUUGGCACUGAGCUGAGCAAAGAUGACCGAGAGAAGCUGUAUCCAACCUGUGGAAAACUUUAUCCAGAAGGCUUGCACCUGUUGGCCAAUGCAGAUGACUACGAGCAAGUGAAGUGUGUUGCAGAAUACUAUGCAGAAUACAAGGCUGUGUUUGAAGGUGUAGGGAGUGGCACUGGAGAAAAGACACUGGAAGACGCAUUUUUUGAACAUGAGGUAAAGCUGAAUGUGCUUGCAUUCAACAACCAGUUUCAUUUUGGAGUAUUUUAUGCCUAUGUGAAGUUAAAGGAACAAGAAUGCAGGAAUAUUGUAUGGAUUGCUGAAUGCAUUUCUCAGAGACACAGAACCAAAAUUAACAACUACAUUCCAAUUUUCUAA